AUGUCUGAAUCAUCUACUUCUUCUAUUAUACUAGGAUGCUCAGUAGCUGUGAUAUCAUCUGGGUUACAAUCAUUAGGUAUAACACUACAAAGAAAAUCACAUUUAUUACACAUUCAAUAUCUUCCUUUGGAUUCAACUAUUCCAACAAAUAGCAACACCAACAAUAAUACCAACGAUAUAGAUGAUCAACAACAUGAACAAGAACAAAAUUUACGGCGUCAAAUACAUUUAAAUCAUCAACAACAAAAAUAUAAACGAAAUAUGUGGCUUUUCGGGUUUUUAUUAUUUAUUAUAGCCAAUGUUUUAGGUUCAAUUAUUCAAAUUAGUACUUUACCAUUGAUUAUACUAUCUCCUUUACAAAGUAUUGGAUUAAUUUUCAAUUCCAUAUUAAGUUGUUUAUUAUUACCUGGCGAUCAUUUCACAAAUAAAUUAUGGGUUGGUACCGGGAUAAUAUCUUUAGGAGCAAUAAUUAUAGCUUAUAAUGGUAAUGUCAAUUCAACUCCAUCAAAUUCACCUUUAAAACCAUUGCCACCUAUUGAGGAACGAUUUCAUUUAAUCUUACAAAAAUUGAUUAAUCCAAGUUUUGUCAUUUGGUUUAUUGGAACGUUUACCAUGAUGUUGGGAUUAUUACUUGUGAAUUAUAUUUAUUUGAAUAAGAAAAUCCGACAAUUACAAACUCGACAACCAUUUUCAAUAAUAACUGUUUGUAACGACAAUAACAAUAAUAAUAGUAGUAGUGGUGGUGGUGAUGAUGACAAUAAAAAACAUAUACCUAUCAAUUCAUGCAACAAUAAAUAUCAAUUUUUUAAAGGUGUGAAUUAUGGAAUUAUUAGUGGUACAUUAACAGCUCACACGUUUUUAUUUGCCAAAUCUAUUAUUGAUGUCAUUAUUGAAACUAUACUUCAUGAAAGUUUUAAAAAUUUAUUUACAAUUACUAAUGCCCUACCAUAUUUAUUAUUAUUAACCAUGUUAUCAAUUGUUGGAUUACAAUUAACUGCAUUUAAUUUAGGUUUAGCUCAAAUCACUACGGCAAUAUUAUACCCAUUAUGUUUUUUAAUUUAUAAUUUGAUUAAUUUGAUUAAUGAUUUAAUUUUCAAUUCAUUAAUAACAAGUCAUAAAAUGACUUGGUUACAAUUAAUAUGGAUAAUUAUUGGAUUGAUUGGUGUGUUAUGUGGAGUAGUAAUAUUAAGUUGGGAUAGUGCAUUCAAUGUAAAUCAAAAUCAAAGGAAUUUGAAAAAUGGCCAUGAACGUGGGAUUGGAAUUGGAAUUGAUAAUGAUAAUUAUAAUGAUGCUGAUUUAAUCAGUAUGAAAUUCCCCUAUAAUAGUGGUACUGGUAAUGAACAUGAUGGUAAUGCUGAUCUGAAUCAAUCGUAUUUGUUUGAUCGUGUUGAUGAACAAACGGAGUUACUUGAAGGAUCGGGGUCAAGAUCAGGCUCAACUCCUCUUUCUUCUUCUUCCUCAUAUAAUUCAGCGGAUAAUGGUUUAUUAAAAGUCUAUAAACCAUAUAGUGAUGAACCCACAAAAGAUCAGACAUCUGUCACUAUUGCACGACAAAAUGAACAAGAAGCUAAUAUUGAGGCGUUGAUUCAAUUAAAUGAUGAAGCUGCCAUUGAUGCUGAAAUUUCCAUGUUGUCUAAUAAUAGUAAUAAUCAUCGAAUGUCUUUUGAACAAAAUCAAUUAUUAAAUCUGUUAGAUUUGAAUUAA
Molecule: messenger RNA, 1704 nt
Organism: Candida albicans SC5314
Lineage: Eukaryota; Fungi; Ascomycota; Pichiomycetes; Serinales; Debaryomycetaceae
Exons: 1
Coding region: 1-1704 (567 amino acids)
Biological process (GO): magnesium ion transport
Cellular component (GO): membrane
Molecular function (GO): magnesium ion transmembrane transporter activity
Source: RefSeq, a predicted model, not a curated record